AUGCAUUCUUCCCAAAGUCUUUGGGACUUUGGUGUCGGCUUCUGCUGCCAGAGAUUGGUAUCUCUUGCUACUGACCCGGUUUACCGCAAUGCGGCAAACCGGGUGCCUAUCUGCUUCCGGGUCUCUGUGCUGCCGUUGCUGCGCGGCGUGCCCGAGCAAGGAUGCUACGCUUGGGCCAUGCCGCGUGGACGCGACCCCACACCUCUGAAAAGUCCAGGAUGCCCGUACAGGUUCGGCAUUUUCCCGAUCGACUCGAAAAACUGCACAACGACCUACUACAAGUGUGCAUUCGGGAUCCCGGAAGAGCAAAAGUGCCAAAUCGGCUUAGCGUACGACAACCGGAUCCACCAGUGCAACUGGCCGGAUCUCACCCCACAUUGUGACCCUGAAACCAUUGUUGGAUUCAGUUGUCCGGAAAAGCUGCCCCCAGGCUCCUUGGCAGUGAAAUUCAUGCCAUUUCCGCGUUUCGAUGCUGGUCGAUGCGACUCUCUGAUCGUCUGUGUCAAUGGAUACCCGCGUCUCAUUCGGUGCACGGAAGAGAAGGUCUUCAACAAGCUCACCCUCAGCUGCGAUUAUGCCGAGAAUGUCCCUGAAUGUGGAAGAAAGGAAACUAAAGGAAAAGGUGGUGAGGAGUGGAACCAGCUCAAAUGGAAAGUGAUGGGUGGGGGAGGAGGACAAGAUCUAACUGGACUUGAGCAGAGGUCUGAUCCAUACUCUGCUUUCUGA
This is a messenger RNA of Notodromas monacha, 726 nucleotides long. NCBI's taxonomy places the organism in Eukaryota, Metazoa, Arthropoda, Ostracoda, Podocopida, Cyprididae. The record is from the annotation of a GenBank genome assembly.